Ochotona curzoniae (black-lipped pika) is the source of this 727-nucleotide messenger RNA. RefSeq names its product allograft inflammatory factor 1 like (gene AIF1L). The coding region runs from base 83 to 535 and encodes 150 amino acids. NCBI's taxonomy places the organism in Eukaryota, Metazoa, Chordata, Mammalia, Lagomorpha, Ochotonidae. The record is from RefSeq and is a predicted model, not a curated record. Gene Ontology annotation, cellular component: actin filament; ruffle membrane. Gene Ontology annotation, biological process: actin filament bundle assembly; ruffle assembly. The transcript is spliced from 6 exons. Gene Ontology annotation, molecular function: actin filament binding; calcium ion binding.
AGCUCCGGCCAGGCGCCCGCUCCUCCGCGUCGCCGCUCGCCGCCGUCGCGCAGCCCCAGCCGGCGGGAGCCCGGGGCUCACCAUGUCGGUCGCGCUCAGCAACAGGUUUCAAGGAGGGAAGGCGUUUGGUUUGCUCAAAGCCCGGCAGGAGAGGAGACUGGCUGAGAUUAACCGGGAGUUCCUCUGUGAUCAGAAGUUCAGCGAUGAGGAGAAUCUGCCAGAAAAGCUUGCGGCCUUCAAAGAGAAGUACAUGGAGUUCGACCUCAACAAUGAAGGCGAGAUUGAUUUGAUGUCUUUGAAGAGGAUGAUGGAGAAGCUGGGGGUCCCCAAGACCCACCUGGAGAUGAAGAAGAUGAUCUCGGAGGUGACCGGCGGGGUCAGCGACACCAUCUCCUACCGAGACUUCGUGAACAUGAUGCUGGGGAAACGCUCGGCUGUCCUCAAGCUAGUCAUGCUGUUUGAAGGAAAAGCCAACGAGAGCAGCCCCAGGCCAACAGGGCCCCCCCCAGAGAGAGACAUUGCCAGCCUGCCCUGAAGAGCCCCUGGACCCACCUCUGUCCCUGCUCCUCCUGCCUGGUCUUGCUUGUCGGGUCCUUGUGGGUUUGUCAUCCAUCUCUCUGCUUUCCGAGGGUUCUGGGUUUGGGAACCUCCCGUUCUUCCUCCCUCCUUCCCCACUCCCUGUGCACAAGGGCUGCCCUGCAGUCCAAACCCUGAGGGCAGGACACGG